Venturia canescens is the source of this 4606-nucleotide messenger RNA. RefSeq names its product solute carrier family 52, riboflavin transporter, member 3-A-like. Gene Ontology annotation, biological process: riboflavin transport. Gene Ontology annotation, molecular function: riboflavin transmembrane transporter activity. The record is from RefSeq and is a predicted model, not a curated record. Gene Ontology annotation, cellular component: plasma membrane. The transcript has 3 exons. The coding region runs from base 741 to 2048 and encodes 435 amino acids. NCBI's taxonomy places the organism in Eukaryota, Metazoa, Arthropoda, Insecta, Hymenoptera, Ichneumonidae.
GUUAUAUUAACUGUGACUGUGCAAAACUCUCUAGUAUAUAUAUGUAUCGGUAUAUUAUCGUUCGCGUCUACCAUCGAGAGAUGAGCCGCUGGUGUUCCGAAGUCAUAGUUCGAGCUCCGAAGUGUGCGACAUAUGUUUGAAUUCAAACCUCAAACCGUCUCUGACGCUCCGAGCUCCGACCAUUAUUGGCAAGGUCGGUGAGACGUGGUUGACGUGUUUUUUUCACAAGUGAUUUCUCUGAUACCGCGAAAGUCAGAGUCGAUUUCGCAAAUUCGUCACCUAAAUGUGGUAAUUGGAAACAUACGUUGAUGUAUUAGCAGUAUUAGUGUUAGUGAUGCUGGUGAUGCUAACGAGUAGAUCAUCGGUUGACACCAUCAAAUUUUUUCCAAAAGUGAGCACAUAACCUCGCGAAAAACUUCGGAAGGCUGUAAAUUGGUACACGUUUCUAUCAUGUCGUCUGCUGAAUUGUCAAAACUGUACGGAAACAUUUUAAGAAAUAUAACAAAAAUAUCGAGUUUGAAGAAUUAGAACUACGAGAAAAUAUUACUAUAAACUUCUGAUAUUUUGUGUGUCCAUCGAAACGAAAAUCUAAAUUCUCCCGCAGUUACAGAUGUUGUAUAAAAAAAAACAUUUAUUUAAAAACCAAAAGGUGAUCAUAUUUUAGAUGAGUUUCAGGUACAAUUAGCAUUUAACCAACGUUGAUAGGCAAUAAAGGAAGAUACCAAAAAAAAGGAGCAAACAUGAGCAACACUCUGUCACAGCGAUUGAGCAAUCGACGAUUAAUCGUCGAUGUACUUGCUCUUAUGUUUGGGGUCGGAGCCUGGAUUGGUGUUAAUGGAAUUUAUGUACAGUUACCUUUAUUAGUCAAUACAGCACCCGAAGGAUGGGGUUUACCAGCUCAUAUGGUCAUGCUAGUACAGAUUGCUAAUUUGGGACCCAUUUUAUACACUCUUUAUACAAAGUACACAUCAUGGGUCAGAGAUCAUUACAUAAUAUAUGCUCUACUGGGCAUGGCAUCAGCGGCAAUAUUUGCAAUGGCGUUUACUUACGACAAGACAUCUGUGGUAUUCGGAGCUGAGCAUUCAACAGCAUUGCUCGGUUUGAUGUUUCUAACGGCGGUGGUGGGAUGCACGUCGUCAGUGUUAUUCAUGCCAUACAUGAGAAAUUACCGAGAAAUAUAUUUGGUAACGUAUUUGGUUGGAGAAGGACUUAGUGGAUUCGUGCCGAGUGUAGCAGCGCUUGUACAAGGAGUUGGCGGCAAUCCGGAAUGUGUGAACACUACGAAACCAGACGCGGAGAUUCGAAGUUAUAUGACAGUUUAUCCACAGCCGCGUUUUUCCAUCGAGAUAUUUUUUACUCUCGUCGGUACAUUGUUGUUUUUAAGUUUUCUCGCGUUCAUUGGCUUGAACAAGCUCGCGGUCGCGCGGGGCGAGAGAGUCAAACAACCGGGAAGCACUGAAACUUUGCCGACCGAAAUGAACGCGCCACCCAGUUACAAAACUACCGCUGGUUGGACGAUGUCAAAACCUUUGUACAAUUAUCUCUUGUGCAUGAUGGGCGUCAUUUGUUUUCUGGGCCACAGCACCUUGCCCAGCAUUCAAUCUUAUUCGUGUUUACCUUACGGUAACGUCGCCUAUCAUCUCACAGUCACUUUGGCCUCUAUGGCAAAUCCUCUAGCCAUGUGCUUAGGCUUUGUCCUCAAAGAUCCAAAGUCUCCAAACUUUCUCACUUGGCUCACAGGCGCUAUUCUCAUAUUAUCGAGCUUCGUACUUUAUCUCGCUGUGCAAUCUCCGACACCACCUUUCCAAGGCUCCUGGAUCGGUGAAUUUCUCGUUGUCAUUUCAUGGGUCUUGGUCAAUGGUCUUAUAGGCUUUGUCAAAAUGGGCAUUACCACGCUUUUCCGACCGGAUCCUGGCCGAGGACUCUAUUACAUUGGCGUUGCCACUCAGGUUGGCUCUCUCGCAGGUGCUAUCAUGAUUUUCGUCCUUGUCAAUCAUGCUGGAACUUUUAAAUCUUACGAACCCUGCUCAGCACUCAUGGCACACUGAACGAACUUCUUCCAGCGCCCGGGGAAUUAAAUAUUCAAUUUUUGAGAUGGCAAAGAGUAUCUCUAUUUUUCAUUCGAUAUGCUUACUUCGUUUGAACAAUGAAUUAUGGAGAACUGAGGAACACUAAAAAUUGUAAUUUUCUUCAUACUUACGGAAAUUCAUUUAGUCUGGUCAGGACGAAUGAAAAUUUAGUACAAAUUUCAAUCUGCAUUAGUACAGGGUGCCUCAUCACUAUUAAAUACGAACAAACAAUAGCGGUUGGGAUAAGCAUUCUUUCAUGAGCAUAAAACGUCUCUUUAUAAAACAAUUCUGCAGACAGAAAUUCAUAACAUUGAAUAAAUGAAGACGAUUAAGUUUGUUAUAAUGACAGAAAGAAGAAAUCAAGUCUGUGAAUAAUUUUCAUUCGAAACUUUCAAUUCGCAAGAUUUUUUUUGCUAAUGCAACCAACCACCCCGUACUAAUCGGUUUAGGAAAAAAAUUAUGUAAAAGACAAUUGUUCCUAUUUGGACAUUCCCUGCGAAUUAUCGAUUCUGGGAACGCUCAAUUUAUCCGCGACAUGCCUACGGCUUGAAAUACUUAUUUCUUAAAUGGAGUUAUUAAUAUUUAUCGGUCAAGAACUCUUCAGGGUAUCGAGUCUUCAAAAGGCAGAAUAAUUUGUUAAUUGUCAUCAACUUUUUAUUGCGAUUUCUCGUCUAGACGUGGCACGCUUUAUCGCGACUCCACUCGUCAAUCUUCUGCAAGUGUAAAUAUUGAAAAUAUAAUUGUAUCGUUUGAAAAUAAAUCAUAAAUAAGUUCGAUUCUUUGGGCAAAAAUCGGGCGCAAUCACGAGAAAAACUCGAUCAAGUGUUUCAAUAGGAACCAACUAAUCGCGUUCAAGGCAAUGUUAUUUGCUGCAGUGUUUUAGCUUCAAUCAUAUUAAGUGGGAUCAAUUGAUUGAUUUAAGGUUGCUCCGUACAGUCUCAUUGGGUGUGAUCAUGUACUUAUACAAAACUCAAUAGCAAUCAGGGGACAUAUUCAUAAAUUUAUAUUCUUUUCAAUUAUCAUUUCGUAUUAGCGAAUAUUUAUUUAUUUUUAAAUUAUACUUUUUUUCAAUGUUUUAAAUACCAAUUUCGUGCAAAAAAUAUUUGUUUUUUUGUUGUUUUCAAAAAUUAUCUUAUAUAUUUACUAUUUAUUUGACUAAAAUGGCAUUUUUGGUAAAAUGGUAAAAUUCGUUUGGCUACAAAAUCUGCUCCCAGAUUUAUAAACAUUGAAGUAUGCUUUACGCUGCUCUUCAUUUGAAAAAAGCAUUCAAACUGACACUGUUUCGAAUUUAUUCACAUACUGAAACUCUUAGUCUCUAUAAAUUAAAAAAUCGUCCAAUUUCAGUUGGGGAACGAACUCAAAAUUUCUGGAAUGAAAUUUUAUAAAUAGUCUUGGGGGUUUUCAGGCUUGUACAUACUUAAUUCCACCACGAAAGCUUCUGAACUGAUCUACAUUUUAUCAACUUGUACGAUAAAAAUCAUUCUAUAAAAAAAUAUUCGUUUUUGAUCACCAAAUUUUCUCGGAUUAAAAUGAUACAAUUAUUAUAUGAUGUUUCGCUGUAUCUUAGUUUUGUGUAGAAAAUUCUAACAACUAAUGAAGAACCGUUUAUCAGUUCGUUUUUUUCCAUCACUAGAAGCUUUUGGUUUUAUGGUCUCAUGUGUCAUGAUAUGAUGACACUUGUCUAUUUCCUUAUCUCUACCUUUUCAAACGAGCAUCGAAUGACUAGAUAUUGAAUAAAUUCAAUGAAAUGUUUACCCUUGCAACAUUCAUCCUUAUCUCUGAUAAUUUUCAAUUGUGAAAAAGAACGGAAUUUAUUUCGAACGAGUAAUGGACAAAGAAAAGCAAAUUGUGAGAAGAACUUUUCUUACAACUUUAAGUUCAUUCCUCCGUAUGUUUUAAUAUUAAUCUACACGAAAACAACACCCAAAAAACGUAUGUUAAACAGUGUCGCACUAAAUUGAACGACAUGCAUGAUAUCUCAAAGAAUAUGCGCGCAUAUUAUUGCGGGAAAAAAGUUAAUUACAAAAUUACACAAUGCUCGUUUCACGGUGACUAAAAUAAAAUAAAAUCCCAAUCGCGCUUUCACUACGAGUUUGAAGUUUGGGCGUGAAUCUGUGAAUACGUGUGGUGGAGUCGGUGGAGUCCUCGUCGCGUGAUCGUUAAAAUUUUUUGUUAAUGAUCUUUCGCGUGAGCAUAAAAUACGUCAUUGAACUUAUAGGUUGAGUUGUGAAAAAUAAGUGACUGAAGAAAAGCGACGCGGGUAAACACUUGAAAAUACGUUUAUUGUAUAAAUUAGGAAUUAUAACCUUCAAAAUAUUGUAAAAUAAUCGUGUCUAUUAUCAUCACCAGUUGGUAUUCAUGAUAAAACGUUGAUUAAGUUAUGAUGUAUGAAAAUGUGUAUUAGUUGAAUCCGCUACUUCUUUAUUUUUGGGACUUAAGUUGAAACUGAAAUCGAAGAUCAUUGAAGAUCAUAAGAAGUUAGCAUUCGUAAUGCAAUAAUACAGUUUUUGUAGGAAUAAAUAACGCUUUCAUCAUCA